Messenger RNA from Haliotis rufescens (red abalone), 1226 nucleotides. Its product is annotated as chymotrypsin-like elastase family member 2A. Gene Ontology annotation, biological process: proteolysis. NCBI's taxonomy places the organism in Eukaryota, Metazoa, Mollusca, Gastropoda, Lepetellida, Haliotidae. The transcript is spliced from 7 exons. Gene Ontology annotation, molecular function: serine-type endopeptidase activity. The record is from RefSeq and is a predicted model, not a curated record. The coding region runs from base 45 to 1055 and encodes 336 amino acids.
GAAAUGUCAAACAUUUACCGUUGAAGCUUCCUCUCAAGUUCAACAUGAAUCUGCUGCCAGUGCUAGUGUCGAUGUGCAUGAUUUACCGGGGGGCAGAUGGCGCUGAGAUAUGCAGCGUGCUUUACCCUGGAUCUUCCUGCCAGCAACAAUGUCCAGGGCCGUCUGUAACAAAGGAUCAGGGGUUCCCAUACUGCUACUCCGGGGCGUUCUGCUGUGAGACAGCAGCGACAACAACACCUCCAACGACAACCACACCUGAACCUGUUACCACAGCAAUUCAACCAUCAAGAGUUUGUGGAUUUGAUGCCUUACCUAUGACCCCAAGGGUUUUGAACACUCAUCCAUUAAGUCCGGAUGAUUUCUCAUGUGCUUGGCCCUGGAUGGUCCAUGUACUCCUGGGCCGAGGGGGCAGCAUCCAGCCCCUGUGUAGCGGCGUCCUGGUCUCCAAGCAGCAUUUCAUCACCCUAAGAUCCUUCGUGGAGCCCGUAAUUGGCGCAAGCCUUCAACUGUACGCCGCCGUUGGAAUUUGCAACAUCACUGGUCUUCAUUCUACCACAGCGUUCCCAUCAGGGACACUGAAAAGGGUCGACAUCGAUAUGACCACGUAUGAUGCGGGGAAUCUCGACCUUGUCGUUGCUAAACUGGUAGAUGAAGUCGAAGACUACAGCAUCCAAGUGCUCCCUGCUUGUCUGCCGGAUGAAAGUACCGUAGUGAAUGAAAACCAAUGUUUCAUGGCAGGAGCGUCAGAUGGAGCGAUGGGUGCUGGACGAGUGACUGUGUUUAAUCCCGCAGUAUGUACAGCUGUCAACAGCAUCGACUUUGGCAGAAAUAUGCCGCAGCCUGAAGGAACCUUCUGUACCAACGUGGGUAGUGAUAAUGUUCACGCGUGCGAGGGAGAUGAGGGUGGCAUGGUGAUGUGUCAAGAUGAGGAAGAUCGCUGGGUACUUAAGGGAAUCAUACAGAACGGUACAUGCAAUGGGGCCAGGCGUGGUACAAAUACGAUCAUUGAUAUUGAAGAAAUCAGCAGUGAUUUGAUCAGCAACGUAUUUCCAUAGUACCAUGUAUCCGCGUGGGAUCCCAGCAGGGGAUGGACUCAGAUGUUCGACAAGACUCGACUGGACAAUCCUUUUGUAUUACCGUUUUGUGUCACCGAAAUGUGACACGUGGUCAAAUUAAAUAAUUCCAUCAAUUGUGAUUAAUAAAAUGCACUUUGGCUUGGAAUGAUA